Molecule: messenger RNA, 1535 nt
Organism: Betta splendens (Siamese fighting fish)
Lineage: Eukaryota; Metazoa; Chordata; Actinopteri; Anabantiformes; Osphronemidae
Gene: tra2b
Product: transformer 2 beta homolog
Exons: 9
Coding region: 709-1251 (180 amino acids)
Biological process (GO): positive regulation of mRNA splicing, via spliceosome
Cellular component (GO): spliceosomal complex
Molecular function (GO): RNA binding
Source: RefSeq, a predicted model, not a curated record
CCUUCUACAAGCCUGGAAGCUUCGACUAUAUAUGUACCAUUACUACGUCACGUUCACGCACUGCAUAGUGUAGAAAGCCUGAUUAGCACCGAGUAGCAGCUGCCGUAUAUAGUUAAUUUUCGGUAAGAUGAGCGAUAACGAAAAAGGACGGGUUAAGGUUGGACGAAGACAGUGCAGAAGAAGUCUCGCGUCCACUUUAUUUUCAAUAUUAUGAAGCUCAGAUGUGUGAAGCUGAAUUGUUGAAUGCAUGCUAAAACAUGAGGAGGGAAGAAGUGUGGGCAGUGUGUGAAAUGGGGGAAGUAAGAAGAAAUAAGACAAUUGAAGAAAGAAGAAUUUUUGUGAAGUAAUGAAGAAUAAUGUGAAGUAAUGAAGUUUCAGAAAUGAAGUUAAGGAAGUAAUCUGGAUAAGGUCACUGCGCUAAGUCAUUUUCUGGAGUCUCGCUCUGCGUCUAGGAGCGGGAGUGCACAGGGCUCAGGGAAGUCUGCAAGUCGCUCCCCAGCUCACUCACCUGCUCCUUCCAAAGAAGGCUCGCACCACUCCCGCUCCAAAUCUCGCUCCCGAUCCAGGUCAAAAUCUGCGUCCCAAUCCCACCAUGGCUCACGCAGGUAUUACAGCCAGUCUCGCUCCCGCUCAAGGUCCUAUCAUCGGCACUCUCGCAGUAGAUCCUACAGUGGAGAGCGCCGCCGCCGGAGCCAUAGUCGAUCACCCAUGUCUAAUCGCCGCAGGCACAUCGGCAACCGCGCAAAUCCAGAUCCAAACUGUUGCCUGGGAGUGUUUGGGCUGAGUUUGUACACCACAGAGCGAGAUUUGAGGGAUGUCUUCUCUAAAUAUGGUCCCCUGGCAGACGUCAGUAUCGUGUAUGACCAACAGUCGAGGCGCUCCAGGGGCUUUGCUUUUGUUUACUUUGAGAACAAAGGCGAUGCUAAAGAGGCAAAGGACAGAGCCAAUGGCAUGGAGCUGGAUGGGCGAAGGAUUAGAGUAGAUUUCUCCAUCACUAAAAGACCUCACACUCCAACUCCUGGAAUCUACAUGGGCCGGCCAACAUAUGGUGGAGGUGGGCCGAGUGGUCCGCGGCGCUAUUCACGUGACUACGACCGCGGGUAUGAUCGUGGAUACGACAGGGGUGGUUACGAUCGCUACGAAGACAGGGACUACUACCGAUCGUACAGAAGGCGAUCUCCGUCACCGUACUACAGAGGGGCUUACAGGUCCCGGUCCAGAUCUCGCUCUUAUUCUCCCCGGCGCUAUUGAAUAUUACUGGCAAGGAGAAUCUUCUCUUUACAAGCACAUACAGAAAAUGUUUGAGUGGAAAAAAAAGCAUUUUAGAGUACAGUUACUUUGUUUAGGUAACUGCCACAUUUUUGUUUUCUGUUCUGCAUUAGGAUUAAACCUAAGCUGACUAUCUGUCCCACUCUGUUUUAAAUUUUAAAUGUACAGGCAACACCUGCCAUAAAUAUUAUGACUGCUUUGGCAUUUGUAUACAGAUUAAGUCAAAUUCAUCUUUAAAUAGAUUAAAAGUGUUUGUUUUACUUUGA